Molecule: messenger RNA, 844 nt
Organism: Tripterygium wilfordii
Lineage: Eukaryota; Viridiplantae; Streptophyta; Magnoliopsida; Celastrales; Celastraceae
Exons: 2
Coding region: 82-672 (196 amino acids)
Molecular function (GO): protein binding
Source: RefSeq, a predicted model, not a curated record
UCCCUUUCAAACUCUCACAUCCUCUCUCUCUCUGACUCUAUUCUCGUUCUCUCUGUUUAUGCUUUGAUUUUUGAUUAGUGAAUGACAGCUCCAAACAUGGCUGCCAUCACUGAAUUCCUGGAGAGGUCUCUUCGGAAAUGUUCACUGAAUACACAUCAAAACGGCGUGGUUAUAUCAGGGGAGAGUCGCAGAUCGUCUUCCUCCUCCUCUUCAUCAAGCUCAGUUGACUCUGCCGCAACACAAAAUAAUCAACCACAAACCUAUGAAACCACAUUGGAGCUCAACUCCCACCUCUCUCUUCCUUAUCAUUGGGAACAAUGUCUCGGUUUAGAGACAGGGGAGGUUUACUACGUAAACUGGAGAAAUGGAAUGAAAGCAAAAGAGGAUCCGAGAAGAAACAAUAUUAUGACAGAAUACAACAAUGGAGAAGAUUUGUACUCAGAGUAUGAAGAAGAUAAUUCAUAUGACAGUGAAGAAUCAUCAUCUUCAUCAUCUCCUUCUCCUUCUCCUUCAUCAUCAAGAGAGGAAGAUGGAGGUGGUGAUAAUGUGCUUGUUGUGGCUGGUUGCAAGAGCUGUCUCAUGUACUUCAUGGUCCCUAAACAGGUCGAAGAUUGCCCUAAAUGUACUGGUCAACUACUCCACUUCGAUCGAUCGGAAUCUAGCUCCCCUUGAACACACUUAAUUCCAAGACUUUUUAAUUCAUAUUUUUCGUUUUCUUUACUUUUUCUUUCUCGGGAAAUUCUGUUUGUGCUUCUAUAAAGAUUUUUCUAGAUUGCACUGUCGAAAAUGUGAGACAAAGACUACUUUUAUUCAAUCACAAAUGCUUCUUCCUUUAUUCUCCAUA